AUGGCUGGAGGAUGUGGAGAAUACAAUUCAAGAAAAGGAGACGUAUUUACUGAAGAAAGAGUAUCAAAUGCCUGGUGCUUCAAUGGGUGCUGUCCAAAUUUGAAGUCGCGUUAUUACUUGGGUAGAAAAGCUAAGAGGAUGUCUCUGGAUAUCGAUGAUUUCCUUCAACCUGGGAAACUCCCAACUGUAUCCCUUCCUGCUCUUCCUCCAGGGCAUGUAUCUGUAUCCAUACGACACUCUGAGGCUUCAACUCAAGCAGCGAGUACGAUCCACGAAGCUGGCACCUCCUAUGUCACGCCAAAAUCUGCUUCUGUAAGCACUGCAGCUGGCACCUCCUCUGUCACGCCAAAAUCUGAUUCUGCUUACACUGCAGCUGGCACCUCCUCGGAAGCGCCAAAAUCUGCUUCUGCGUACACUGCUUUUGAGUCACGAUUUUCACUUAUCGAACGUGUCAUGAAUGCUUUGAAGGAUGAUCGGACCAAUCCCAUUGUUAUAUGUGGGAUGGGCGGAAUUGGCAAGACGACCUUGCUGAAAGAAUUUUGUAAGAGGGCAAAAGGUGAAGGUAUUUUUAACGAGGUUGCGAUGGCAGAUGUUGGACGAAAUCCUGAAUUCAAGAAGAUUCAAGGUGAUAUUGCUGAAUUUCUGGGUUUGACACUGUCUGGGGAUAAUUUGUCUGCAAGAGCAUGUAAGUUAUCUGAAAGACUAGAUUGUGGCAAGAGGAUCCUUGUGAUAUUGGAUGAUGUUUGGGAAACAAUUGAUUUCGAGGAAGUGGGAAUUCCACCGUCCAGGAAUUGUAAAAUUUUGAUAUCAUUCAGGAAUCAAGACAUAUACAAGGAGAUUGAAACCAAAAUGAACUUCUUUGUUGGGCUUUUGCAACCGCAUGAAGCUUGGAGUCUAUUUAAGGAGAUGGCAGGAAGUUCCAUUGAAUCACCUGAGUUGCGUACUAUAGCAGAGCAAAUUCUAAGUGAAUGUGACCGUUUGCCACUAGCAAUCUCAGCAGUCGGAAGUGCACUGAAGGGAAGAGGUAAACAAGCUUGGAGCGAUGCGCUUAGACGACUAAGAAGAAACAGCCCACAAAGCGUUCCAGAAGUGUUGUCAAAGGUUUAUCCAAUACUGGAGUUUAGUUAUGACUGUUUGGGAACAAAAGAUGCCAAAUCACUUUUUUUGUUUUGCUGUCUGUAUCCAGAAGGGAGUGACAUAAGGGUAGAAGAUUUGGUUAGACAUGGAGUUGGGCUUCAACUAUAUGAAGGGAUUACAUCAAUGGAAGAAGGAAGGGAUCACGUUGGAGCGUUGAUUGAGGAGCUAAAGAACCGCUCUUUGUUGUUAGAUAGCAACAAAAAAGAAUGUGUCAAAAUGCAUGAUGUGCUACGUGAAGUUGCCUUACAUAUAGCUUUUCUUCGUUUCCAGCAAAAUGAUUCUUCUCGAAAUGAAAAUCGGUUUUUUGUAAGACAUGGAGUGAAACUAGAUGGAUGGCGCAGCGUGGAAGGAACUGAUGCACAACAAUACACUUGCAGUGCGCUGAUAACCAAGGAAACACAUGGAGAUGUUGCUGAGCUCUUAUUGUUAUCAUGCAGGGAUGAUUCAAUUGUACCACUAGAAGCUGCUCUAAAAGGAAUGGAAAAGCUCAAGGUUUUUGAGAUUAAGAACGCAAAUUUGUUGUCAACACUACCAGCGCUUAAGGUUUUGGAAAGUCUUCAAACACUGUGUCUGGAGCAUUGCGUGUUGGGUGAUGUAUCAAUUAUUGGAGAGCUUCGAACGCUAAUGAUACUCAGCUUACGUGGCUCUUCCAUCAACCAGUUACCAGUUAGCUUCAGAAAUUUGGCCAAUCUGUGA
Molecule: messenger RNA, 1833 nt
Organism: Morus notabilis
Lineage: Eukaryota; Viridiplantae; Streptophyta; Magnoliopsida; Rosales; Moraceae
Product: probable disease resistance protein At4g27220
Exons: 1
Coding region: 1-1833 (610 amino acids)
Molecular function (GO): ADP binding
Source: RefSeq, a predicted model, not a curated record